GCUCUCUCAUCCAUGGAGGAAUUCAGAAACCUGGAUCGAGACAUUGAGGGGUCUGCAAAGCGGUGGAAGAAAUUUGUUGAAUCUGAGUGUCCUGAAAAGGAGAAGUUCCCCCAGGAAUGGAAGAACAAGUCAUCUCUGCAGCGCCUGUGCAUACUGCGAGCCAUCCGCCCCGACCGCAUGACCUACGCGGUCAGAGAUUUUGUAGAAGAAAAGCUUGGCAGUAAAUAUGUGGUAGGGAGAUCCCUGGAUUUUGCAACAACCUUUGAGGAAUCAGGACCUGCAACCCCAGUGUUUUUUAUCCUGUCCCCAGGAGUCGACCCACUGAAGGAUGUGGAGAAACAAGGGAAGAAACUUGGUUAUACAUUUAACAACAGGAAUUUCCACAAUGUUUCCCUUGGACAAGGUCAAGAGGUGGUUGCUGAACAAGCUCUAGAUUUGGCUGCAAAGGAGGGUCACUGGGUCAUCCUUCAGAACAUCCACCUGGUGGCCAAGUGGCUGAGAUCUCUGGAGAAGAAGCUGGAGCAGCACAGUGAGGGCAGCCACCAGGAUUUCCGUGUCUUCAUUAGCGCAGAGCCGGCACCUUCCCCUGACAGCCACAUCAUUCCCCAGGGCAUCCUGGAGAACUCCAUCAAAAUCACCAACGAGGCCCCGACCGGGAUGCACGCAAACCUGCACAAAGCCCUUGACAACUUCAACCAGGAUACCCUGGAGAUGUGCACCCGCGAGAAUGAGUUCAAGAGCAUCCUCUUUGCCCUCUGCUAUUUCCAUGCCGUGGUGGCAGAAAGGCGCAAGUUUGGCCCCCAAGGCUGGAACUGUUCCUACCCCUUCAACACUGGAGACCUCACGAUCUCUGUGAACGUGCUGUAUAAUUACCUGGAGGCCAGCGCAAAGGUCCCAUAUGAUGAUUUACGCUACCUCUUUGGUGAGAUUAUGUACGGAGGUCACAUUACAGAUGACUGGGACAGGCGGCUUUGCAAAACCUAUUUGGAAGAAUUUAUUAAGCCAGAAAUGCUGGAGGGAGAACUCCUUCUUGCUCCAGGAUUCCCCCUCCCAGGGAACAUGGACUAUAAUGGCUAUCAUCAGUACAUAGACGAUGCCUUGCCUCCCGAGUCUCCUUAUCUGUAUGGCCUCCAUCCCAACGCCGAGAUUGGCUUCCUUACCCAGGCCUCGGAGAAGCUCUUCCGCACGGUGUUGGAGAUGCAGCCCCGGGACAGCAGCCUGGGCGAAGGAGGAGUGGUGACCAGGGAAGAAACGGUGAAAGCUCUUCUGGAAGAGAUGUUAGAGAAAUUGAUGGAUGAGUUUAACAUCGCAGAGCUGAUGGCAAAGGUGGAGGAGAGGACACCGUACGCUGUGGUUGCCUUCCAGGAAUGUGAGCGCAUGAACAUCCUCACCAGUGAAAUCAAGCGCUCUCUCAAGGAGCUGGAUCUGGGGCUGAAG
This is a messenger RNA of Pterocles gutturalis (yellow-throated sandgrouse), 1437 nucleotides long. Its product is annotated as dynein heavy chain 9, axonemal-like. Gene Ontology annotation, biological process: microtubule-based movement. NCBI's taxonomy places the organism in Eukaryota, Metazoa, Chordata, Aves, Pterocliformes, Pteroclidae. The transcript has 8 exons. Gene Ontology annotation, molecular function: dynein light intermediate chain binding; minus-end-directed microtubule motor activity; dynein intermediate chain binding. The annotation marks the transcript as partial. The record is from RefSeq and is a predicted model, not a curated record. Gene Ontology annotation, cellular component: dynein complex.